Messenger RNA from Osmerus eperlanus (European smelt), 4912 nucleotides. RefSeq names its product transcriptional activator MN1-like. Gene Ontology annotation, biological process: regulation of DNA-templated transcription. The record is from RefSeq and is a predicted model, not a curated record. The transcript is spliced from 2 exons. NCBI's taxonomy places the organism in Eukaryota, Metazoa, Chordata, Actinopteri, Osmeriformes, Osmeridae. Bases 1067 to 4873 code for a protein of 1268 amino acids.
CAUCUCACACAGCGCCAAGCGGCAGACCAGAGUGAGAUCUAUCUGCCAAUCUCCCCCGGCUGGUGUAGACCACACCAGACUCUGGAGCAGAAGUGCAGAUUAGAGCGAAAGGGAAAGAGUAGCCUACUAUUGAGGUUUAGCGCUGCCUGCGCUGUCGGAAGGCAUAUGCCCGGGACCGAGUGAAGGAUGUUGUUAAGCCGCUCAGAGGUGGUGGAGUGUGGGUAGUUCGCUCCAGAGGUUCGGGGACAAUAUCGCGUAAAAGCGGUCCUUCGGUACCCAACUGUUCCAGGUUUCUCCUCUUGUGGACUUUGCCGAUGACUGUUUUUUUUCAACAUGUUAAGAGAGCGUUAUUUUAAUCGUUGAAAGACAACUGUUGGACAUAGUUUUGGUGACUGCAAACUACAACCAAGAUACAUUGUUGGAACGGUGCAGGUUGCCGGCGGAUUUUAUUUUGCGUCUCCAGAAUGGGAUCUUCCUCAGCAGACAUUAGAAACUCGCCGUUCUUAGACAAUUGACUGUGAACUGGAAUAAUAUGCUAGAAGAGGAGAUAUCGCUACUAAAUAUUUUUUUUGUUGUUGAACAUUUUAUUUCAUAAAGUAGAAGGUUGUUUUUUUGUUGUUGCAAGUUUUGAACGAAGAAAUGUGCGCAUAUAAAACUUGGAAUAUGAUAAUGAAACAGAGGCACUGGUAUUGAGAGUGAUUUCUAUUUUAUACAGUUUGUGACCUUAACGAGAAAAUAAGGAGCAAACACGCCUGUGCAAAUAGCCUACACGGGAACGAACAAGGACACUACCUGCGUGCGUCUUCAGACGGCUUCUCCGCUCCCUUUGGUUUUUGACGCUACAGUAAAGUUGGAAAAGGCGAAUAAAACACGUAUUCGGUGAGUGUGUUCACGUGAAGUUCUCACAACACAAUUCUCAAUUGAACCUAGGAAAAUAGUUAAUAUCUGUCUGAAAGUGUAUCGUCUCCUAGAGAUUUUUUUCUCUUCUUAAAUCAUUCGGAGACGGUUGGGAAAGCAAACACACGCUCAGACGGCCGAUGUCAUGUGGGAUUGAUAGUAGAGGAGUAUGUUUGGGCUGGAUCAGUUUGGUUCUCAGAUUAAUAGCAGAAACCCUGGCCAGUCAGAAAGAAACAUAAACCAACCAAGACUGAACAUGAGCUCCCAUUAUAAAAGCCCCGGCUUUCAUUCCGGUGGCCCGACGGGAGCCGUGGAGCCGGGCAUGGGCCCGCUGAACGAGCCCCCGAUGCUGGGGCUCAACAUGAACAUGAACGGGGAGCAGUACGGAGGGUUUCACCCGCGGGGACACUCGGACAUGCAUGCGAGCGGCGGACUUCAACAACAGCCGCAACAGCAACAGGGACCCAUGCAUGGAUUUUUUAACAACCAGCAACCUCAUCAAGGCCACCCUCACGGCCAUCAGCCUCACCCCCACCAACACCACCCUCACUUCGGCGGGGGCUUUGGAGGCCCAGACCCAGGCUCAUCCUGCCUGCAUGGCGGCAGGCUAAUGGGCUACAACAACAGUGGCAUGGGACCCCAGCAGGGAUUUGGAGAGGGCUUUGACCCCCUAUCUGAAGGCCAGGCAGGGGACGGUUUCUCCCAGCAGCAGCAGAGAUCUGGAAACAUGCCCGACUUCCAGCAUCACGGCCCCCCUAGUGGCAAUCACGCAGUCCCUGCUCCCUGCCUCCCCCUGGACCAGUCUCCAAACCGGGCAGCAUCCUUUCACGGCCUGCCCUCCUCUUCCUCCUCCUCCUCCGAGUCCCACGGCCUGGAGCCUCGUCGGAUGCCCAACCAGGGAGCCGUGGAGGGUAUUGAGUAUAACUUCCCCGGCGAGCCCCCGUCAGGGCACUUUGACGUUCCUGUGUUCUCCCCCUCAGAAUCUGAUUCUCAGUUGCCCCAUUUCGGGGCAGGAAGGCAGGUGGCUGGCGGGAGUUUCCCUGGCAACCCCGCCAUGCCUCGGACCCCGGGGAUGCAGGGCAUCACCAAAGGGCACCAACAGCCCCCCUCUCAACCCCCGCAGCCCCCGCCCGCCCCCCAGCACGGGGUGUUUUUCGAGCGGUUCGGUAACGGCCGUAAGGUGCCUGUGGGGAUGGAGGGCCCGGGGGUGAACUCCAGACAUCCCCUCAUGCAGCAGCAACAACAGGCUGGAUUGAUAGCCCGGCAGAACUGCCCCCCUGGCCUCCCCCGGCCCCCCCAGCCUGAACCGGGGUCCUCCAACCCCAACAUGCUGGAUGGUGGGGUCAUGAUGCCAGGCCAACACAACCAGUUUGAAUAUCCCAUUCACAGACUGGAGAAUAGGACCCUGCACCCCUACGGAGAGCCCAUGUUUAAUAUGCAACAGCCGGCGCCCCCUCCUCCCUCCCAGCAGCCCCCCAACCAGAGGCUGCAACACUUUGACUCUCCCUACAUGAACAUGGCUAAAAGGCCCAGGUUCGAGUUCCCCAAUGCGCACGGCGGGGAGGGGUGUGGAACAUGGGGGGGGGGCAUGCACACCCCACAGGGCAUGGAGAACCACCUGUCCCCAUCCUCCUACCCGGGCCUGCCCGGGGAGUUCACCCCGCCCGUGUCCGACGGGUUCCCCCCGGGCCCCCUCCAGCACGCCGGGCCGGAGCAGCAGUCCCUGCAGCAGAGGCAGAACGCCGCCAUGAUGAUCAAGCAGAUGGCGUCUCGGAACCAGCAGCAGAGGAUGCGCCAGCCCAGCCUGCAGCAGCUGGGUCACCACGGCGACGUCCCCCAGGGCCCCAUGGUGCACGGGGGCCCGGUGGGGAGCAUGCCCCAGCCCGGAUUCGACCGGGAGAACGGAGGUCGGAUGCCCGGCUUCGAGGGGCACAUCCCCCACGUCACUCAGGAGCACGCCUGGUUCCCCGGGUCCCACCCUCCGGGAGAGAUGAUGGCGCGGCGCAUGGGGGGAACCGGCGGUGAGGCCGGGGCCCACGACAUGGGCCUGCCGCAGAACGGAGCCGGCAUGAUGUUCAGACCGGGCAUCAACGGGAUGGGCAUGCAGGAGCCCAUGAGGAUGCCGGGCGAAGGCCACGGACAGGCCCUCCACUCGCCCGGCAUGCACUCUCAGUUUGGGGGAAACAUGGGCAACCUAUCCCAGAUGCAGUCCCCCGGAGCCGGGGUAGGGCACCCCAACGCCCCCGCUGACCGGAGGCCGGCCGACUUCCCCGCACCCCCUAUGGGAGCGCAACCAACGUUUCCCUAUGGGGGGGGCACCCGUCAGGGGCCUCCACACAACGCUCCCCAGGGUGUGAACACCUCACCAGGGAGCUACCCUCCGCAGUCUGAGUUCCCCCCGGGCCAGCGUUCCUCUGUCAGCAAACUUGGGGCCCUUUCCCUUGGGAACUUCAGCAAAACCAGCACUAAAGACAAUGUGUUCGGGCAGAGCUGUCUUGCUGCUCUCUCCACAGCCUGCCAGAACAUGAUCGCUAGCCUAGGGGCCCCUAACCUCAACGUAACGUUCAACAAGAAGAACCAAAACGAGGGCAAGCGAAAACUGAGUCAGAACGAGCAGGACAUUAAUAGCAGCACAGCCAAUGGGACUGGCAGUGCUGCAGCGCCUGAGUAUUUUCAGAGCGGCACUUCCCAGAACAGCCAGAUGCCUGGCACCGGGAAUAGCAGCAUUAAGCCUGCAGGUCAAACCCAGACGUCGCAGGGGGAAGCCAGUGCCCUCUCCCCAAAUUACAACAUGGACGCUACCCCAUGCAGUGAGGGGAAAGCAACAACAGGGAGCGGGAGAGGGAGAGGGAGGAGGAAGAGGGAGAGUGGGCAUGUGAGCCCUGGGAUUUUUUUUUCCUCUGACAACGGCAACCCUGUUGUAAGUCCAGGCCAGCAGACACCAUCAGCUGGCGUUGGGGAGAGGGGUGGGGGGACGCCCCACGAGAAACCCCUCCCGUCCCCGUCAUGGGGAAAGGGAGGCGACCUGAUGCUGGGGGACCAGCCAGACCUCAUGUCCUCUCUGGACAGCGGCAUCCAGAGCGUCACCAAAUCGGACGGGAGCUCACCGCGCGUCGACUUCCCCGACGACGUCAGCGCCCACUACAGCAACGAGGACGAGGUGUCCUCCAGCUCGGACGCCGGCGGAGGCCUGGCCUCCAAGCCCAGCCGCGGCAUGCUGGCAACCAGCUCUCCCAAGCUGCAGAGGGGCGAGCACUGCCUGAUGAACGGACAGAAGCCCAUGGGCAUGGGCCUCACCAAUCACACUACCUCGACGCCAGAAGGCUACGGACUGAACGGAGGUGGGGGCGUGGGGGCCAACGGAGGGGGUCACCCAGGCACUCCCGGGAUGGAGCAGGUACGCACCCCCUCCAGCACCUCUGGCCAGGACGAGAUCCACCCUCUGGAGAUCCUGCAGGCCCAGAUCCAGCUGCAGCGCCAGCAGUUCAGCAUCUCGGAGGACCAGCCUGUGGCCGUGAAGAACGGCGGCAAAAAAAACGGAGACUGUCCUUCGCAGAAUGGAGACAAUGAGCUGGCGAGCUGCAGCCCGGACGCUGGGAAGAACUCAAUGGGCACUAUUGACCUUGACACACUGAUGGCGGAGCAGCACGCCACCUGGUACGUACCCAGCGACAAGGCCAUGAUGGAUGGGGCCGAAGAUGACAAGGCCAUGGCACCCUGGGAAAGAACAAAGGGCCAGAGCAACGGCAAAGAAGAGUCGGACCUGUCCCAGAGCAAGCCUGGAGGUGUAGGUGCCGCCCCGGGGACCGGCGGGGGGUCCGGGGGAGGGGGGAGCCACCUGCAGUGCCUGUCUGUCCACUGCACAGACGAGCUGGGGGACACCAAGGGGGGCCGAGGGGGGCCAGUGUCGUCGUGGCGAUCCCUCCACUCCGACAUCUCCAACCGCUUCGGAACCUUCGUGGCGGCACUCACCUGAGCAGAGAGGGAGGGAGGGAGAGAGAGGGAGGGAGGGAGU